Messenger RNA from Trichomycterus rosablanca, 804 nucleotides. Its product is annotated as claudin-8-like. The record is from RefSeq and is a predicted model, not a curated record. NCBI's taxonomy places the organism in Eukaryota, Metazoa, Chordata, Actinopteri, Siluriformes, Trichomycteridae. The transcript has a single exon. Gene Ontology annotation, cellular component: bicellular tight junction; plasma membrane. Gene Ontology annotation, biological process: cell adhesion; bicellular tight junction assembly. The coding region runs from base 1 to 804 and encodes 267 amino acids. Gene Ontology annotation, molecular function: structural molecule activity.
AUGGCAGGCCAGGCGCUGGAGCUUGCAGCACUGGGCCUGACGGUGUUGGGCCUGAUAGGAGCAGCCGCCAGCACCGGGAUGCCCAUGUGGCGCGUGACCGCCUUCAUCGGUGAGAACAUCAUCGUUAUGGAGACGCGGUACGAGGGUCUGUGGAUGAACUGUUUCCGCCAGGCUAACAUCCGCAUGCAGUGUAAGGUUUACGACUCGCUGCUGGCGCUCACGCCCGACCUCCAGGCUGCCCGCGGCCUCAUGUGUGCCUCCGUGGCGCUGGCCGUCAUCGGCCUGCUGGUCGCCAUCGUGGGCAUGAGAUGCACCGCGUGCAUCCAAGGAAACGACCGCGCCAAGCGUCUUAUGCUCGCCGCAGCCGGGUCGGUCAUCAUCAUGAGCAGCUUGUGCUGCAUCAUUCCCGUCUCCUGGACCGGUCACGUGAUCAUCCGUGACUUCUACAACCCGCUCCUGCUGGACGCUCAGCGGCGGGAGCUGGGCGAGGCGCUCUACAUCGGCUGGGUUUCCGCCGUCUUGCUCCUGGCUGGCGGAUCCAUUUUCGCAUGUUGCACCGGAUCCGGCGAGAAGCGACCCGACCAGCCUCGCUACGUUUACGACAAGAGCGUGCCGUACGUGGCGUACCAACCUCAACCGAUGGUGUUUCAACCCAGACCCGCGGGCGCCUACAGCUACGGCUCCAGAGAGCCCUCGUUCCUCCAGCCGUCGUCUCCGCCAUCCAUCAUCCAGACGUCCAGGCAGCAGAGCUUCGUCCGUCCGUCCCGGCAGCAGUCGGUCCGCAGCGGUGUGGCGUAUCUGUAA